UUUCUUACGAACACAUCCGGUUGUUGUCUUGUGAAAGGGUUUUAAUCACAUAAGGCAAACAGAAUCUUGGCGGCAAUGUUGUUAUUGAUCACAAGAGCAGAUCAGAGUAGAUUGAAAUAUUAUCCUGUAACAGAAAAUAUAAUAUGCUAAGAGGCUAUAUGCAUUUAAGCGAGAAAAUUUACAGCUGCGCUGUAUUCCCUAGCGAUUUCAAAUUGAGAAACAUCACUCUUUGCCCAAGAGAAAAGCGGCGUGACUGGAUAGCGUUACAAAACCUAUUCAUUUGGGUGUGUGACUCAAUGAUUGCCCCGUAACAGUACUGAAAGAUUUCCGUUUCAAUCGUUGUUUAAUAGUCGACAUGACUUUUGGGCCAUUGGGCCACAAACGUCUUCUCAGCUGGGUGAUAUGAAGACUUACAAACUUCAGCUCUGGGUUUUAACACAGUAUAUUUUCAUUGGUGGUCUUGACCAGUAUUGCCGUGGGAUCAUUUUUUCAGGGGCAUCCGCGGACGAGGUCAAAGAUGGCGUGGAGAGCAGGAGUUCUAGUCGCUCCGGCUCUGAAAGCCCGGAGUCACACAGAAGCAGCCUUUUGACGGCUUUACAAACGAUACAAAGAGGGAUGACCAAUAAUCAUGCCUACUGUUCUUCUAAUCAGUCGGUGAUUCUUGACAUUGCUUUCCAGAACGCACGCUGGAAAAGCGAAGCAUUACUUGCUGUCGAGGUUGCCAAUUUGUUGACUUCAUUAUGGCGCGUGAAAACAUCUGAUGGCCUCUCUAUGGUGGAAAAUGACACGCUCCUUUACAAUAUCGUUCGAUCGAACGUUCGAUUUUCGCCGUCCGUCUUUGGUUCAGUGAUUUGUUUUGAAAGAGACCAGUAUCGAGACUACGAAGGGUUUUGUCCGUACGCAUUCAGAGACAAAGCGUACAAUGGUAUCAUCCAUGUGAAAGACAUCUCUGUUGGCCACGAUUAUCUGAACAGCACCGAAACCAUUUGGUGGAGGGAACCACGCAAAAUAAAUUUAAACCGAAAGGCGAAAUUAGACACAGAAAUCUACACAGUCCGUCUGAACCAAUCGACGGCAGAUGCUUCGCGCAAUGUAUCAGUACCGGUCGUGGAGUACGAGGAAGACGGUUUCUGGACUCGGCCUUACUUCGAUUGCUUCGGUGGUGAAAUUUGGAUGAUAACAUUUCUCGCCCCGUUUUUUAACGAGUCCAACCAAUUUCUCGGUGUAGUAAGUAUAGACGUUGAGUUGAGCAGCAUCGAUAUAAACCAGUGUGAUGCCCAGGACUCGUCUUUGACGGACAGCGGAGGGAAGAAUGGAAACAGUGACAGAACUGGAAGUACAGACUCUGUGAAGCUUCUCGAUUUUCUUGGCACGCACAAAUGUAAGAAAUCGACACAGUGUGAGCCAAUCGCCAACCAAGGUUUCAAACGAGGCAGCUAUCGCUGUACUUGCAAACGAGGCUACUAUUACUCAGGCCCCGACUCCGACUCAAAAGCGUUCAACGGCAGCAUCAUUGAAGAGGAAUAUGACAAGAAACAGAAAGGACUGUCGUCUUCUUAUGACGAUGAGUUUGAGUGCAUGCCUUGUAGUGAGGGUUGCGAGGAAUGCGAGGAUGACAGCCCGUGUGUGUAUAAAGUGAAAAUUACCCCAAGGGUAAUUCUUAUCACUAUUGAUGGUGUGGCAGCGCUGCUGGCCUUAGUUAUCGGAGCUCUGGUUUUAAUCUACAGGGAAAGCAAGGUAAUCUUGUUCGUCGAGAUUGCUUCUGUGGUCCUAGCCUGCAGAACAGGCGGAUUAGCGGGAGAGAGAGAGCGAAACGGGAAACACGAUUGCGGAGCGCGACCACGAGUGCGAGACGACUCGUAUUUCGCUCUCCGACCCGCUAAUCCGCCAAUUUUGCAGGCUAGGUCUACCCCCGGUGUAGUAAGUAUAGACGUUGAGUUGAGCAGCAUCGAUAUAAACCAGUGUGAUGCCCAGGACUCGUCUUUGACGGACAGCGGAGGGAAGAAUGGAAACAGUGACAGAACUGGAAGUACAGACUCUGUGAAGCUUCUCGAUUUUCUUGGCACGCACAAAUGUAAGAAAUCGACACAGUGUGAGCCAAUCGCCAACCAAGGUUUCAAACGAGGCAGCUAUCGCUGUACUUGCAAACGAGGCUACUAUUACUCAGGCCCCGACUCCGACUCAAAAGCGUUCAACGGCAGCAUCAUUGAAGAGGAAUAUGACAAGAAACAGAAAGGACUGUCGUCUUCUUAUGACGAUGAGUUUGAGUGCAUGCCUUGUAGUGAGGGUUGCGAGGAAUGCGAGGAUGACAGCCCGUGUGUGUAUAAAGUGAAAAUUACCCCAAGGGUAAUUCUUAUCACUAUUGAUGGUGUGGCAGCGCUGCUGGCCUUAGUUAUCGGAGCUCUGGUUUUAAUCUACAGGGAAAGCAAGAUUCUGCUUAGCCUGAGGAACGCGAACUUUGACGACGGGCUUUUGGUUACCACGCCUUUUUCUGUUUUUGCUUUCAGGGUAUCGACAUCGUUCCGUGUUCGUUCUCCAAGACGGGUGGACGUGACAGAAAGCAUGAUGGCGAGUCGCCUAGCCAUACUGUGUACCGCAGUUAUCAUCUAUCUUAUCGUCUGGACCUUAUUCAUGCGUCCACACGUGGUCCAUGGCAAAAGCGAUCUGCGAUUUACACAGUGCUCCUAUGAUGACGUCAUGGCAUACGUCAGUGUGUCCGGCGAUUUUAUUCUUUUGGUGGGCUCCAUGUUUUUGUGCUUCCGGGUUCGAAAUGCUCCAUCAGCCUACAACGAAACCAGAUUCAUUUCUUGGGCAGUUUACAAUGCCAUGUUUAUCACGUGUUUUGUCGGCGUGUUGAGGAUUCUGACAGUCAACAACACCAAUCCCGACAUUCUGUUCGCGACGGAAUUUAUUCUCAUCCAGAUGACGGCUACCGUGACGGUAUUGCUGCUGUUUAUACCAAAGUUCGUGUUAUUACGUAAGAUAAGUGGACAAGAGAUCAGUCGGCGAUUAACUGGCCAUCCGAGAGGUUCAAUCCAGACCCCUAACGGCAGUUGCUUGAAUGAUGCGGCCACUUUGGAGAGAGAAAACGAAGAUUUAAAGGAUGAAGUCAAGAGACUGGCUCUAAAGGUGGCCUAUCUGCAUUCUUGUCUCAUGAAGGACAAAAAUAAACAUUUAAAGAGUGCUAGCAACAGUCUUUGUCGAGUUCGCGCCGCUACCAUGGAUGACUUUAACGAUAGUACGCUGAAAAAAAUGUCUUCAUCACCGGUUUCCAGGUUCCUGAGUUCGCACGUCUGAGAGAGGACUAGGGACUAAUUUUCUCGUCAUUGCCUGCCGGUGUUUCGAUGUACUUUUCAUAUCGCCCGGUACGGGUUGCUGGAUGCACCGCCUAUCUAACACAUCUCUAAGAAGUUUAAAAAGCUCAUUUUGAAUCCUUUUGUUUUAGAGCUUAAGGUAAAUUUUUAUAUUACUGGCAAGACGCUGAGAUCAAUUGGUAGCAAUAGGCACCUAAGUCCUUUCACAAUUUAAUUUCAACCCAGUCAAGUGACCUUGUCAAUCACAGAAUAUGUCCGUGAAGCAAAAUGGUGCUAGGAAAAGGAAAUGCACG
Messenger RNA from Orbicella faveolata, 3607 nucleotides. Its product is annotated as putative G protein-coupled receptor CG31760. Gene Ontology annotation, biological process: G protein-coupled receptor signaling pathway. NCBI's taxonomy places the organism in Eukaryota, Metazoa, Cnidaria, Anthozoa, Scleractinia, Merulinidae. Gene Ontology annotation, cellular component: membrane. The record is from RefSeq and is a predicted model, not a curated record. Gene Ontology annotation, molecular function: G protein-coupled receptor activity.